AUGACGAUCGCUUCAUUACUAAUUGGAUUACUACUAUUAUUUCAGCGUAUCAAUGUUGAAGCACUAAAUUCAGCUCUUUGUUAUUUAUCAUAUCGACCAGCACCAGAGUUACUUGAAUUUGCUCAAGAAUUGGCUCAAGAUGCAUUACACUAUGGUGUUGAAAUAUUUAUUAUGGUUGACGAUAAUAGUUUUAAUAUUUCCGCCGUGAAUGUUUCACCUAAUGUUCGACUACUUCAAAUUCCACGAGAAGAAAGCUCUCGACACAACUAUCAGAAAGCCAUUAGUUCAGGAGGUACAUGGCUAUAUAUUACAUCAUGGGAUAAAGCUCUUUUCUAUUUUUGUGCACUCAAUCGAAACUAUUCAUUUGUUUGGUUCCUAGAAGAAGAUGUGUUUAUUCCAAAUGUACAAGCAUUUCGUUCACUGCAUGAGCUUUAUGCGAAUACUAGUGAUUUAAUUGUUCCUCGUCAUGGACUUAAUUUAGAUGGUUCUGAUGGACUGUGGCGAUGGGUAAUGGCAUCUGGAAAAUUUCUUCCACCUUGGGCUUGUUCCAUGGCCAAUGCAGUGGGAUUCAGUCGACGAAUGCUUAUAGCUAUGGAUCAAUUUGUUCAAUGGUUAGGUGAAGUGCCAUUUCAUGAAUUCUUUUUCAAUACAUUAGCGGUGCAAUUAAACUUUACCAUUGUCACACCAACUGAAUUAAGCACUAUUGAAUAUGCAAAAGUAUUUUAUUACGAAGAUGUACGCAAACAACCUAAUAAUAUGUGGCAUCCAAUUAAAGAUUUUCCUAAAGGAAAAUUGUGGCGAAAGAGUUUGAUUAACGAAACUUUAAACCAUAAUCAUACUUUUACAUUAACUGAGGUAGAAAUGUUAUGUCAUGAAAGUCAAAAUAUGAGAAAUAUUGAACAACAUCUGGAAGAUUUAUUUAUUCGAUUCGAAAUAAAUAAAAGCAAUUUGUCAUCGAAUGUUCGUCGUUUAUGGCGUCAGCGUUUUUCUGAUCUUGCUGAAGAAUGUCAAAAACGAAAUGUUUCUCAAGAAAUCGUAUCAUUCUUAAUCAAACUUGUUGAUCAUAUUUAUAAACUACCAGAACGUAUGUAA
Messenger RNA from Adineta steineri, 1092 nucleotides. The record is from the annotation of a GenBank genome assembly. Lineage: Eukaryota; Metazoa; Rotifera; Eurotatoria; Adinetida; Adinetidae.